GGGUACAGAGGAAUAACACCUGAGUUCUCAGGAAUGGCAAUGCAUGUGGGGUAUCAUGGGCGAAACAGUAUACUCUGUUAUGUCCAUGGUACUGCUCAUGUGUAUACGCAACGGUUACCAAUUUCCAUUAGGUGGGCCGUCAGCUUGUUUGUCAUUCUAAGUUGCAUAAAAUAAAAUAAUAGGUAUUCAUAAGGGCAUGUAAUGUAAGAAAGACUCUGUUUUCCGCACUUAGCCUCUCAUUUGGGCCGUUGUGCGUUUUCAUUCAUAAGGGCAUUUAUUGUAUUUAAUUUAUUUUUGCAUAUAGUUUUUUAUAUGCAAAUCGCAUGUUUCCGGAGUAACGCUUUUAUCAAUUCGUUAUUUAAUGUUAUUAAGAUAUCCAAUCAUGUUUACACGUCACUGUCCAAUUAAAUUAAUUGUUUUCUUAGAUAAAGAUGGAUUAGAUUAAUAUAAUCCAGUCAGAACAAAACUUGCCCGCAUGCAGUCGGGUAUUACUCUACAGCAUGGCAUUAUUAAAGUUAAUUAUUUUGUCAAUUGCAUAUGCUUGCACAUUUGGAUUACCUCAAAAUCCUCCAAAACCAAGAACUACAAUAUUCGGCGACGAAAUGCUAGAAGGCGAAAUUUUUGAAAAUCUUUCAGAAAGUAGUGAAAUUACCACUUUAAACGAGGAGGCGAGCGUUUACCGUUUACCAAAAACAACGAAACCUUUCCGUUAUGAUAUUAUCUGGACAAUAGAUUUUAAUAACUUGUCAUUUAAUGGCUUUGUAAUGAUAGUUUUAUACGCAACCGAGCCAGAUGUAGAUGAGAUAGUUAUACAUGCUGCCGACUUGUACAUUACAUCUGUUGAGUUACGUAAAGAUUUAAAUUCCAUACCUGUUUCUUAUGACGUAGACAAUAUUUUGCAAAUUAUACGUAUUAAACUGGAUAGCGGCACUCUUGAGUAUGAUGAAAACGAUGAAACUAAUCGUAUUAAUUAUGAAUUGAUAAUACGUUUUGAAGCUGAGCUACGUACAGACAUGUCAGGAUUAUAUAGAAGCUGGUUCAAAGACGAAAAUUAUACGGAGGAGGUCAGUUAUAUAGCUACCACUCAAUUCCAACCGACAUCAGCAAGAAAAGCGUUCCCCUGUUACGACGAGCCUGGUUUCAAAGCGAUGUUUACAAUUAGUGUUCAACGUCCGACCGCAUACAAAAGUUGGUCAUGUACAAGAAGGAAUGCAACUUUUAGCAACGGUAUCAUUGAGUAUGAAGAUGACAUAUAUAACUAUACGCCAUUUAUGUCUACAUAUCUAAUUGCUAUUAUUGUAGCAAAAUAUGAUAAUCUGAUGGUCAUUAAUUCUGAUGGUAAACUCAUAUACGAAGUGAUAGCUCGACCAGCGGCAAUAGAAGGAAAUCAAGGGGAAUAUGCCUUCGAAGUGGGACAGUUACUGUUAGCCGAAAUGAGUGCUCAUACUGCCAUCGAUUAUUAUACAGUUUCGGAAUUUUUUAAAAUGACCCAUGCAGCCAUUCCUGAUUUUGAGGCUGGUGCUAUGGAGAACUGGGGUUUGCUUACUUACAGAGAAUCAUAUCUUCUGUAUGACAAAGAUCAUACUAGUAGCUUUCAUAAGCAAUCCAUAGCUUACAUGCUCUCACACGAGAUAGCUCACAUGUGGUUCGGGAAUCUCGUCACAUGCGAAUGGUGGGACGUUUUAUGGUUGAAUGAGGGUUUUGCUAGAUAUUAUGAAUACUUCUUGACUGACUGGGUAGAGGAUUACAUGGGUUUCGCCACUCGAUUUAUCCCGGAACAACUCCACACUGCCCUUCUAGCGGAUUCAGUUCUGAGUGCUCAUCCUCUAACAAACACCGGCGUGGGUAGUCCCGCAUCAAUUGGCAAUAUGUUUUCAACAAUUACCCACGCCAAAGGUGCUUCUGUGAUUAGAAUGACAGAGCAUCUGUUAGGUUUUCAAGUUCACGAAGAAGGUUUGCGGAGAUACUUGAACGCCAGGCGGUUUGAUGUAGCCCUACCAGAACAUCUAUUUCAAGCUCUCCAGGAGGUAGCAGACGAAUAUGGCGUAAUAGCAGACUAUGGAGAUGAUUUCUCUGUCAGCGAUUAUUACAAAUCAUGGACAGAACAAUCUGGACACCCGGUGCUCAGUGUUCAAAUUAAUCAUCAAACUGGUGAUAUGAUCAUCUUUCAGCACCGAUUUGACAUCAAUGCAGGAUAUGCGAUUACGCCUAACACUUGGAUCAUUCCGAUCACCUUUUCGACUGCCAGCAAUCCAGACUUCACAAAUACUAAACCGAGUCACAUCAUCAGUAAUAGUAUGAACUACAUUAACCGAGGCUCUGUUGGUGAUGAGUGGGUGAUAUUUAACAGACAGCAGACAGGUUUCUACCGUGUUAAUUAUGAUGACUACACAUGGAAUUUGAUACUUAAUGCAUUGAAAACAAAUAUAACUCUUAUUCAUGAGAAUAAUAGGGCACAGAUCGUGAAUGAUUUAUUUCAAUUCGCUCGAUCGGGAAUAAUGUCGUAUUCAAGAGCCUUAAACCUCCUUUCUUUCCUUGAAACCGAGACUGCAUACGCACCAUGGGUUACGGCUUUGACUGCGUUUAAUUGGUUGAUAAACAGAUUGGCUAGUACGCCGGAAACUUUAGCGAAACUUCAUAGCCUUAUAACUGUUUGGGGGAAAACCGUCAUGGAUGAACUCACAUACUAUCCAGACGAGGAUGAAUCUUUCAUGCGAUCAUAUUUUCGGUAUCAAGUUGUGCCUACAAUGUGUGUGGUAGACGCUCCCGGUUGUCGUGACGCUGCUGUGAGCCAGUUCAAACAGCUUGUUGAAAGCAAUGGAUCUUAUGAAGUUCCUGUCGACAGCAGAACUUGGGUUUACUGCAACGGUCUCCGAUACGGAACCGAAUCCGAUUUCAAUUUUCUUUGGUACAGAUUCAGAACUCAUCACGUUUAUACUGAGAAGAGUUUAAUUCUCAAUGUUUUAGGAUGCACACCUCAUCAGUCUUCUCUUUACACUUUAUUGGAUGCUAUCGUAGAAGACAACUAUCUGAUUCGUCAACAAGAUUACACUACGGCAUUUAACUCAGCUGUAACAGGAAAUGAAGGAAAUACCAAGAUUGUAUUAAACUAUAUACAAAAUAAUUUGGCGAAAGUUGAGGCUGGGUUCAAAUCGCUCGCGAUACCACUCUCGUACAUAUCUUCCAGGUUAAGGACUGAAGAAGAAGUAAAUGAAUUCCAACUAUGGGCUACAGAGAAUCGAGAGGCUCUAGGCUCCAGUUACAAUUCAGUCAUGAACGGCGCAAACAGCGCCCUUGAUAGCAUCAAAUGGGCACUGGAGGUUCAAGAUGAUAUUCUUGAUUAUAUCGACAGCAUUGUACCUGUGGAAAGUACGACCCCUCCUCCAGUACAAACCACCACUGAAGGUCCAGACUCUGCCAUCACUACCGUUAUAUCUGAAGUUCUUGUUGCCGCAGUAGUAUUAAUAAAUUUGCUACGUUAAUAAGCUGUUUUCGACUUCGGCAUCGUAUUAUAAUGUCGAGUAGUCUGUACUCUUCUAUAUAUUAUUUUCUACAUAUAUUAUAUGUUAUGCUUUAUAUACAAACUCUAUAGAUACUUUCUCCUUUCGGAUUCUCAAGGUUGAUUGGAAGAAAUCGCUUUAAGUGAUAAGUCCGCCUGUGUACAUUUUGUACAAAAGUCGAUUGCUUGUGUACCUCUGUCCCAUUCGUGUUUCAACCGUGAAGCAGUUGUGUUUGCAUAACUGUGUUUCGGUUUGAAGGGUGGGAUAUGGCGUGAAUUUACUGGAUACAGAGGAAUAACACCUGAGUCCUCAGGAAUGGCAACGCAUGGGGGGUAUCUUGGGCGAAACAGUAUACUCUAUUAUGUCCAUGGUACUGUUCAUGUCUAUAGGCAACGGUUACCACUUUCCAUCAGGUGGGCCGUCAGCUUGUUUGCCAUUCUAAGUUGUAUAUAUAUAAAAAAAAAACCCUAAUUAUCUUUAUUAAAAGUGUAUGUGUGUAUGUAUUAUAAAAUGUAAAGGAUUGUUUGAACAUGUUAAUUUCUAGUAUUUUAUGCUAUCUCUACCUUUUUUUAAAAUACCAAAUUUUAUGGCUUAUUUUUUACCAGCAAACCAAAUAUUUAAAUAGUAAAUGUCGAUCAUAUGAUAUAAAAACAGUAAUUUGUUUAUAAAAUUAUAUGCAAAGAAGACAAGUUGAUUAGCCGAAUAUAAGAUAACUUGUCGUUAAAAAGAGCCAAGUGCAAUUUUGAGUUUUAAUUUGAUUGUUCAAGUUUAAGAAGAUAUUUUUUUAAAUAGCAUUAUUUUUAUUGCUUUAGCAGAAAGGAAAGCAUGAAAUUGCGCAUUAAAAUUAUUUUAAAACAUUAUAAGUUCUUUUAAAUAAAUUGAAAGAUUAUUUAGAAAUCUUGCCGUCUAUUUAUCAUUUUCCUAAUAUUGAACUUGGCUCCUUUUUUCACAUUUAUAUUUUUGAUGGGAUAUACUAUUUACGUUGAACUAUUGGUAAAUUAGAAAUAGAUUGAAAAUGCUUAUAUUUCUGGCAAGCUCAGUCGAAGGGCAAAUGUGAAGUCACAUUCUUACAAAUAGGUAUUACGUUUUAACAUUAUAGUUUAUUCAUAUAUAUAUUAUAUAUAUAUAUAUAUAUAUAUAUAAUAAUCCUGUAGAGGCCGAAUGUCUGUACAUAGAAAAGAAGUUAGAAGCAAAAUAGAUUAUAUGGAGAUUUUUUCAAAAUUUUUGUUUCUCUGUCUGCUUGUUUGUUUGUACGGGCUAAUCUCCGAAACUGUUAGACUGAUUUCAAUGAAAUUUUGCACGGUAGUACCUUACAUCCCCGAUCAACAUUUUAGAUUUCAUUUUAGAUUUACUUUUCAUUACGGAAAAUUAAAGAGUUGAAGAAUUAAAGAGUUCCUGUGGGAUACUACACAACGUAAUUAAGUAGUCAUUUAAACCUAAGGCAAAGAGUGAGAACGACACGUCAUCUGUUAAUUUUGGUCCAGUAUUCCCGGAUAUAAUAAAUAGGUAGCUAUAUACAUCGAUACAUACUAAACAGGAAUAACAAAUACCACGCGGAAAAAGUCGCGUGGAUUAGCUAGUUUCUAAUAAAAUAUUUACUACUGAUAAAUUAAUGGCAAAGAAGGAAGUAAUUACGUGAUAAUACCUUGUUAAUUAAUAAGUAUGCGACGUGAUUAUGAUAAAUAAAAAAUUAAAAAAAAAAAAACAGUACUUUUAUUUAGAUAGUAUUUAAAAAAUUACAUAAUAAACACAAUAACAAAUAAAUUACAUAAUAACAUAUAUAUAUAUAUAUAUAUAUAUAUAUAU
This is a messenger RNA of Galleria mellonella (greater wax moth), 5306 nucleotides long. Its product is annotated as membrane alanyl aminopeptidase-like. The record is from RefSeq and is a predicted model, not a curated record. Gene Ontology annotation, biological process: proteolysis; peptide catabolic process. Gene Ontology annotation, molecular function: metalloaminopeptidase activity; peptide binding; zinc ion binding. The coding region runs from base 501 to 3482 and encodes 993 amino acids. Lineage: Eukaryota; Metazoa; Arthropoda; Insecta; Lepidoptera; Pyralidae. The transcript has 15 exons. Gene Ontology annotation, cellular component: cytoplasm.